Saccharomyces eubayanus is the source of this 1989-nucleotide messenger RNA. RefSeq names its product Mip6p (gene MIP6). Gene Ontology annotation, molecular function: mRNA binding. Gene Ontology annotation, cellular component: cytosol. Lineage: Eukaryota; Fungi; Ascomycota; Saccharomycetes; Saccharomycetales; Saccharomycetaceae. The record is from RefSeq and is a predicted model, not a curated record. The transcript has a single exon. The coding region runs from base 1 to 1989 and encodes 662 amino acids.
AUGUCAAUUUCUCAAGGUAAUGUACUAAACAAUAUCUCUUUAAAUAGCAAGCAAAAUCUGAGAUCAGUUCCUAAAAUUAGUUCAAAAGUAAAGGCUGUGAAAGAAAAAAGCUUCAAGGCGAUGUCCACCGAAACACAAGAACAUAAGCAAAGAGCUGGAUAUAUGCGUAAAGAUUUGCAAUUGAAAGAGUUUAGAAUUAAAGGCCAGACACAUUUCAAAAAUGACGAAUGCAAGAAAGUGAUUCAGGAACCGAAAGAGCAGUUACAAGCGCAAAAAAAGCCUGUCUCUAAUAUUCAUAAUGUAAAAGAAAGUUCAGAAAAAAAAUUUCAAAGGGCAUCAAAGGUUAGUUCACUUUUCAUUGGGAAGUUGAAACCGACCGUCACUGAGGAAAUGUUGAAGCAAACCUUCAAAAAGUACCAAUCUUUUGAAUCUGCUAAGUUAUGUCGCGAUUUUCUCACCAAGAAAUCGUUGGGAUAUGGAUAUUUAAACUUCAGAAAUGAAAAAGAUGCAGAUUCUGCAAGAAAAGAUUACAACUAUACAUUAUUCUUUGGCCAAGAAGUUAAAAUCAUGCCAUCAAUGAAAAAUACAUUAUUUAGGAAAAAUAUCGGAACAAACGUCUUUUUUUCAAACUUACCGCUAGAUAAUCCUCAACUGACGACAAGAUCAUUUUAUCUAAUAAUGAUUGAGUAUGGAAACGUACUUUCAUGUCUUCUAGAAAAGAGAAAGGACAUUGGAUUUGUUUAUUUUGACAACGAUAUUUCCGCAAGAAAUGUAAUUAAGAAAUUUAAUAAUCAAGAGUUUUUUGGAAAUAAAGUUAUAUGUGGGAUACAUUUCGAUAAAGAGGUAAGAAGUAGACCUGAAUUUACCAAAAGAAAAAGGAUGAUUGGUUCCGACAUUGUUAUAGAAGAUGAAUUGUCAAUUGGUAAAAAUUUGCCAGAUAAUGCUCCCUUAAAAACAAUACUUGUCAAGAAUUUACCGACGGAAACAACACAAGAAGAAGUGCUAGAUUUCUUUAGUGCCAGUGGUCCCGUCAAAUCUGUAUUUGUCUCUCGAAAACAAGGAAAUAAGUCACCUAAGGCAUUUGUUACAUAUAAAAAUGAAAAAGAUUCUAAAACGGCACAAAAAGAUUUGGACAAAACAGUCUUCAAAGGCCAAACUAUUUGGGUGGGCCCUGCCAAAGAUAGAUGUAUUCAUAAUAAAAAUGGGACGAGCAAGAAGACAAAGAUUUACUUGAAAAGUUUAAGCUUCAAUUGUAACAAGGAAUUUCUUUCCCAAGUUUGCAUACAAGAGAGAAUAAAAUAUAGCGAGAUUAAAAUCACAAACUAUAACUCAUCUAAUUGGACAUUUUCUGGAUACGUUGAAUGUGUUUCCAGUUGUGAGGCUGAGAAACUAUUUAAAAUCUUAGAUAGAAGACUCAUCGGAAGUAGCCUGGUUGAAGCAUCAUGGACAAGAAAUUAUGAUCAUGUGUUUGAUGAAAUUGGUUAUAAUGGUAAUGACGACAGUAAUAUCCCAGUUAACACUAGCUCUAUGAUGCGUUUUCAUUAUCCACAGCAGCAACCUUCUUACCAGAUGGGACUACCAUCACAGCUUCUAUCACAAAUCUCCCCGUUCCCAUCGUAUGCAAAUUCCUGUACGAACAUGAACUCUCUUGUAGCGACGCCAAUGAAACCUCAUCCUGCGUUUGACCUCACUUCAAGUAACAGUAACGAAAAAAUGCAACCUGUUAGAGAAUGUAAACAAGGAAAUGAAGAGAUAUUAGAGUCAUUAAAAAAAGUCAUAAAGAGAAAUCUACGGUACAUAAAUAUUUCCGGCUUGAGUAAAGGAGAAAACUUGCGCAGUAUUUCAGAAUUUAUUUUUGAAGUCUUUUGGGACCAUGAUUCUGGAAGGCUCGCUCACUUUUUAUUAUUAACAAAUACUUCACCCGAAUCACAGAAGAGCUUACAAAAACAAAUCAUUAAGGCUGCUGAAAGUCUUGGAUUUUCAAUUUAA